This is a messenger RNA of Helianthus annuus (common sunflower), 1151 nucleotides long. RefSeq names its product cold shock domain-containing protein 3. The transcript has a single exon. The record is from RefSeq and is a predicted model, not a curated record. The coding region runs from base 104 to 916 and encodes 270 amino acids. NCBI's taxonomy places the organism in Eukaryota, Viridiplantae, Streptophyta, Magnoliopsida, Asterales, Asteraceae. Gene Ontology annotation, molecular function: nucleic acid binding; zinc ion binding.
CAUUUGCGGAAAUACGAGAGUGAAUACCAAACCCCAAAAAAGAUACCUAUAAACAAUUAGGGUUUCACUGUUCACCACACUCUCCAAAUCACAAUACAAUACAAUGGCGGACGCAGAUUUCACCGGAGUUGUUAUCCGCUUUCACGACGGCAAGGGUUACGGUUUCAUCAAACCGGACGACGACGACGGCGGCGAAGAUCUCUUCGUUCACCAAUCGGAGAUCCAAGCCGACGGUUACCGGAGCCUCCACGAAGGUCAGAAAGUUAGGUUUUCAGUUAUCGAUAAGAAUAACCGUCAACAAGCUGUUAAUGUUACUGUUGUUGAUGGAUCUGGUGGCGAUAGGCCUCGUAACCGUGACGGUUACGGCGGUGGUGGUCGUAGAGGCGGUGGCGAUGGUUACGGUUACGGCCGUGGUUCGUACAACGGUAACGGCGGCGGAGGUUCGUUCAACGGUGGUUAUCGGAGCGGCGGAGGUGGAGGACGAGAGUGUUUUAAUUGCGGUGGUGUUGGACAUUUAGCUAGAGAUUGCAGUAGCGCCGUCGGAGCCGGUGGCGGUGGUGGUAGCGGCGGCGGCGGCGGUUGUUACAACUGCGGAGGAUUUGGUCAUUUGGCUAGGGAUUGCAGUAUCGCCGCCGGUGGCGGCGGCGGCGGUGGAGGUUGUUAUAACUGCGGAGGGCUUGGUCAUAUGGCUAGGGAUUGUAACCGCGGCGGACGAGGCAGUAAUGGCGGUGUUGGUGGAGGAGGAGGAUGUUAUAAUUGUGGUGAGGUAGGGCAUUUGGCCAGAGAGUGUACCGUUGGAGCCACUGGAGGUGGCGGUGGUGGCCGCAGUUACUCAAGAUCUUCUGGUGGUGGUGGAAACUGUUACAAUUGUGGUGAGGCUGGGCACUUUGCUAGAGAAUGUCCAACUAACUCUUGAAGAAUGAAGUCACAAAAGGUUGUCCUCAAAACUAGCUUGUUAUGAUAUUUUGAGGUACAUUUGGUUAGUUUUUUUAGCUUUUUCUGUUAAUUGGCCUAUUCAUUGGAAGAUUUUAUUUGUGGCACAAUCCUUUGAAUAUACAUAUAGGGGCUGGUUAGUGGUUACUAGUCUCAGUUUUGUUCAUGAAGAUUGGGGUUAUCUCUUUGUUAUGCUAAUUUUGUUGAUUGCUUGAUUA